Molecule: messenger RNA, 2578 nt
Organism: Neoarius graeffei (lesser salmon catfish)
Lineage: Eukaryota; Metazoa; Chordata; Actinopteri; Siluriformes; Ariidae
Gene: fam167b
Product: family with sequence similarity 167 member B
Exons: 2
Coding region: 102-623 (173 amino acids)
Source: RefSeq, a predicted model, not a curated record
UUCGGCGCUCUUGUUGAGACCAGACGCGCCUCCGGUAAGCGCGUGCACUGUCCACAGAGAGAGAGAGAGGGAGAGUCGGUUCGGUUGGGUUCGGUUCGGGGAUGGAGAGUAAGGAGCCGGAGGAGAGCUCGGAGGAGGACCUGGACAGUGUGAAGGCGCUCACCGAGAAGCUGAAGCUAAAGACGCGCAGACCCUCUUACCUGGAGUGGCAGGAGCGCGUGCGCAGCGGAUCGUGGAACAGCUACCGAGGCGCGCGCGACGAGACCGUGAAUGCAGAGCGCGAGGACCGAGACGGCCCGCGAGACAUCUGCGGCUUCCGGUCCAUGGACGAUGCGCUGCAGUGGCUCCGAACCGAACUGAGGGAGAUGCAGCGGCAGGACCAGCGGUUGGCGCGUCAGCUGAUCCGUCUUCGUGGCGAGCUGCACCAGCUGAAGGUGGAGCGUGUGUGUGAUAGACAUCGGGAGAUGCUGGAUGACGCUGCACUGGAACUGGAGGAGUGUGAUGAGGAGUGUGACCUGCUGUGUGACGUGCCGCUCAAGGCCACCUUCACCUUGUCCACGCCGCUCAAACACCUCGGCCUCACCAAGAUGAACCUCAAUGCCCGCCGGUUCUCCCUCUGCUGAACACCUCCAGAUCCUUGGGGAGAGAAAGAUCUCACUAGCUACAGAUAGACCACGUAACAGGCUGAAUCUUAUGUUCACAGCUCCUGAAGAUCUGUCGCUUUAAUGACGUCAAUAUCCAACACUUCAGAAAGCCAAGGUGCCUUCGAGAUAGGAUCUGCAGCUUACAAAAGAUCUCAGAAGCCACAAAAAAACAGACCAUGUGUAAAUAUUUUAGCUCUUAGAGACCAGGAGUCUGUGGUUUUGCUAAUGUUCCAGGAGGGUUCAAGCUCAGCGUAACCUUAGGGUUCUCUUUCGAUUCAAGCGCUACCAAGCUGCCACUGCUGGACCUUUGGUGAGGCUGACCCUGACCUUUGACCUCCAGCUUCCUUUCAAGUUAUGGUGGAGAAAAACAGUGGCACCCGUGUUGAUAAACACAUACUAACUGACCUUAAAGUCCAUAAGGAUCAAUAAAUUUAACAAAAAUUAAGAUGACUAGUGGUUGAAGAACAUCGUUCCCAAGGAAAUAAGCCAUAACACCUACCAAAGAUCAACCAAGCCUCCAAGAUUGUGGAUACUAAUCACCUUUAGCUCAACUUCAAUCUUCAAGUGAUGCUUUUGGGACUCCAAUGACUGUCAUGUGACCUUAGUGUCAUCGUGUAUAAAUAACACUAAAUAAGGCAGUAGACCUGAUGAAGAACAUCAGAUAAGUGGAAAAUGUAUUGAAGUUUAAGGUGUGUGUUCUGUUCAGGUCAAAAUAACCUGAUUUACAUUUUUAUUUGAAGUGGAAACAUAGUAAAAUGUUUUCUUUUUCAAUAUUAAAAUUUGCUUUGUCAAAAUACCUACAUGUCUACAUCGCUAAAUUACAAAGCAGGAUACAAGACCACAAAUAAUGGCAUCAUUGUUUAUUGAAAUUAUGAAGGAGCAGUUUUGGGCAGGCUUGUAGUACUCGAGUCUGACUCGUGCCCUAGUUUUAAGGACUUGUGACUUGACUUGGACUUGAGCGCUGAUGACUCGGACUUGGACUCAGACUCGUACAUUAACUGCAUUCAGACUCAUAAACUGAAGACAUAAAUUUAUACUAAUUUCAUGCAAGAGAAUGCACAUUCACCUGUUCAUACGUCACGUUCAGGAACAAACUAACGUUAAUGGCGCUAAAAUGCCUGGAGAGAACACCCUUAGGAUUGUCCGUUUUGCUUAUACAGACUUCUCGUGCAGUGGGGAAAAAUGCAUUGCUAUGUGUUCCAUAUGUAGAACUAUUGAAUAGACGACAGGGACAACUUCGAACUUCAAUCAUCAUUUGGUAAGACUCCACCCAGAGAAGGAAGUGACAUGCUAUGUUCGUUGCUCUGUUGAUAGUGGGCGGGGCUUGCUUGCUGAGUGAUGAACGAGCUAGUGUUAACCCUCUCUCAUGUUAUUUGCCCUGUUGAUAGUGGGCGGGGCUUGCUGAGCGAUGAACAAGUUUUUUUUAUCUGUAGCCUGUUAACUAAAAUGGGGCAGUCGAGCAGUAACAUUACUCCAAGACAGUAGCAGAGAUGCUUUCACAUAAAGGCAGCAACAGUCACCAUCAAAUGGUGGGGUUGGAGUCUUGUUCUAGGACUCGACUUGAAAUAUUCUUUAAUGACUUGAAUUUGACUCGGACUUGAACACUGGGAGCUCGAGACUGGACUCGGACUCGAGGUUUAGUGACAUGACUACAACACUGGUUUUGGGUCAAGCAAAAGGUCAGAGGUAAAGCUGUAACUAUCCAAGCUUUCAGACAUCUUCAGAACAGAGGAGUUUGCACUGUUUAGCUGUUUAUAGCUGCUAUAAUCACGAGUGAGAAGAGGAACCUGGACUUUCCACAACAUAAACAAUAUAAACAUAACUAUAAAUGCAUAAAAAGAUCAUUGUUUGAGAAAUGUUAUAACAUGUAAUUGUUGGAAAAUUACUGUAAUAUAAGAGAAAUAAAACACCUUGGGAUGUGCUGUGUUUGGAAA